This is a messenger RNA of Hippopotamus amphibius kiboko, 8028 nucleotides long. It is a transcript of the gene MUC5AC, whose product is annotated as mucin 5AC, oligomeric mucus/gel-forming. Gene Ontology annotation, cellular component: extracellular matrix. The transcript is spliced from 55 exons. Gene Ontology annotation, molecular function: protein binding. The record is from RefSeq and is a predicted model, not a curated record. Lineage: Eukaryota; Metazoa; Chordata; Mammalia; Artiodactyla; Hippopotamidae.
AUGGGUGUCGGCCGGAGGAAGCUGGCCCCGCUCUGGGCCCUGGCCCUGGCGCUCACUCUGGCCUGUGCCCAGAACACAGGCUAGACCCGGGACGGCUCAGCAGAGCUCGGCUAUGGGUACCCGGACCUGCCUCCUGCCCCCCAGGGGCCUGGCAGCAGCUCCCUCCGUGGGGUGGCCAUCCACCCGCCUCCGAGGACCGCCCCCGUGGUGCGAGCCCUGAACGUGGCCCACGCCGGGCGCGUGUGCAGCACCUGGGGUGACUUCCACUACAAGACCUUCGACGGCGACAUCUUCCGCUUCUCCGGGCUGUGCAACUACGUCUUCUCCGUGCACUGCGGCGCAGCCUACGAGGACUUCAACGUCCAGCUCCGCCGCGGCCCAGGCCCCAACGCCACCGCACCCAGCAGGGUCACCAUGAAGCUGGACGGCAUGGUUGUUGAGCUGACCAAGAGCUCCGUCCUGGUCAACUGCCGCCUGAUUCAGCUGCCCUUCAGCCAGUCCGGGGUCCUCAUUGAGCAGAGCAGCGGCUACGUGAAGGUGGCAGCCAGGCUAGGCCUGGUCUUCAUGUGGCACGAGGACGACAGCCUCCUGCUGGAGCUGGACGCCAAGUACGCCAACCAGACCUGCGGGCUCUGCGGAGACUUCAACGGGGUGCCCGUCUUCAAUGAGUUCUUCUCGCACAAUGUCAAGCUGACCCCCACCGAGUUUGGGAACCUGCAGAAGAUGGACGGUCCCACGGAGCACUGUCAGGACCCUGUCCCUGAGGCCCCCAUGGACUGCUUGACCGACUUUGGUGUCUGCGAGAAGCUCCUGGGCAGCGAGCUGUUCUCGGGCUGCGCUGACCUGGUGGACGCCAGCAGCUACCUGGAGCCCUGUCGGCACGACCUCUGCCACUGCGACCAGGCCAACCUCACCAGCUGCCUCUGCCACACCCUCGCCGAGUACUCCCGCCAGUGCACACACGCCGGGGGGCUGCCCCUGGACUGGCGGGGCCCCGAGCUCUGCCCCCAGACGUGCCCCCUCAACAUGCAGUACCGGGAGUGCGGCUCACCCUGUGCAGACACCUGCUCCAACCCGGAGCGCUCCCAGCUGUGCGAGGACCACUGCGUCGCCGGCUGCUUCUGCCCCAAGGGGACGGUGUUGGAUGACAUCGGCCACACUGGCUGCGUCUCGGUGCCCCAGUGCUCCUGUGUGUACAACGGGGCCACCUACACUCCCGGGACUGGCUACUCCACAGACUGUACCAACUGCACCUGCUCGGGAGGCCUCUGGAGCUGCCAGGAGGUGCCGUGCCCAGGCACCUGCUCGGUGCUGGGCGGCGCCCACUUCUCCACGUUCGACGAGAAGCAGUACAUGGUGCAUGGGGACUGCAGCUACGUGCUGGCCAAGCCCUGUAACAGCAGUGCCUUCACCGUGCUGGCCGAGCUGCGCAGGUGCGGACUGACCGACAGCGAGACCUGCCUGAAGAGCCUGACGCUGAGCCUGGACGGGGGGCAGACGGUCGUCGUGGUCAGGGCCAGCGGGGAGGUGUUUGUGAACCAGAUCUACACCCAGCUGCCCCUCUCGGCAGCCAACGUCACGCUCUUCAGACCCUCCACCUUUUUCAUCAUCGCCCAGACGCAGCUGGGCCUGCAGCUGGACAUCCAGCUCAUGCCCAUCAUGCAGGUGUUUCUGAGGCUGGCACCCCAGCUCCGGGGGCGGACCUGCGGCCUGUGCGGGAACUUCAACCAGAACCAGGCCGACGACUUCCGGACCAUCAGCGGUGUGGUGGAGGGCACGGCCGCCGCCUUCGCCAACACCUGGAAGACCCAGGCCGCCUGCCCCAACGUCAAGAACAGCUUCGAGGACCCCUGCUCCCUCAGCGUGGAGAACGAGAAGUACGCUCAGCACUGGUGCUCGCGGCUGACCGACGCCCACGGCUCCUUCUCCCAGUGCCAUGCCGCCGUGAACCCCAGCACCUACUACUCGAACUGCCUGUUCGACACGUGCAACUGCGAGAAGAGCGAGGACUGCAUGUGUGCAGCCCUGUCCUCCUAUGUGCGCGCCUGCGCCGCCAGGGGUGUGCUGCUCAGCGGCUGGCGGGACGGCGUGUGCGCCAAGCCCAUGGCCACCUGCCCCAAGUCGCUGACCUACCGCUACAACAUCAGCACCUGCCAGCCCACCUGCCGGGCCCGGAGUGACGAGGACGUCACCUGCAGCAUCAGCUUUGUCCCCGUGGACGGCUGCACCUGCCCCGACGGCACCUUCCUGGACGACACGGGCAAGUGUGUGUCAGCCGCCAGCUGCCCCUGCUACCACAGGGGCUCCGUGGUCCCCAAUGGGGAGUCACUGCACGAGAGUGGGACCAUCUGCACCUGCACUCAGGGCACGCUGACCUGCAUCGGAGGCUACACCCCUGCUCCAGUCUGUGCCCCACCCAUGAUCUACGUUGAGUGCCGCAACGCCACGCCCGGGGCCGCCGGGGCCGGCUGUCAGAAGAGCUGCCACACCCUGGACAUGGACUGUUACAGCUCCCAGUGCAUGCCCGGCUGUGUGUGUCCCAAUGGGCUGGUGGCCAGUGGUGACGGUGGCUGCAUCCCUGUGUCCGACUGCCCCUGUGUGCACAAUGAGGCCAGCUACCAGCCGGGCCAGACCAUCCGGGUGGGCUGCAACACCUGCACCUGUCAGAGCAGGGUGUGGCAGUGCACGGACCAGCCCUGCCUGGCCACCUGCGCGGUGUACGGCGACGGCCACUACCUCACCUUCGACGGGCAGCGCUACAGCUUCAGCGGGGACUGUGAGUACACGCUGCUUCAGGAGCACUGCGGCGGGAAUGGCAGCUCCCAGGACGGCUUCCGUGUCGUCACCCAGAACGUUCCCUGCGGCACCACAGGGACCACCUGCUCCAAGGCCAUCAAGAUCUUCCUGGGGAGCUACGCGCUGAAGCUGAGUGACGGGAACGUGGAGGUAAUCGAGAAGGAGCAGGGGCAGCUGCCGCCCUACUCCAUCCGCCAGAUGGGCAUCUACCUGGUGGUGGACACGGAUGCCGGCCUGGUGCUGCUGUGGGACAAGGGUACCAGCAUCUUCCUCAGACUCAGCCCCGCGUUCAAGGGGAGGGUCUGCGGGCUGUGCGGGAACUUCGACGACAACGGCCUCAACGACUUCACCACACGGAGCCAGUCGGUGGUGGGCGACGUGCUGGAGUUCGGCAACAGCUGGAAGUUCUCCCCGUCCUGCCCGGACGCCCAGGCCCCCAAGGACCCCUGCACCGCCAACCCGUACCGCAAGUCCUGGGCCCAGAAGCAGUGCAGCCUCAUCCACGGCGCCGCCUUCGGUGCCUGCCACACCCACGUGGAGCCGGCCAGGUACUACGAGGCCUGCGUGAGCGACGCGUGCGCCUGCGACGCGGGGGGCGACUGUGAGUGUUUCUGCACGGCCGUGGCCGCCUACGCCCAGGCCUGCCACGAAGUGGGCGUGUGCGUGUCCUGGCGGACCCCGGACGUCUGCCCCCUGUUCUGCGACUACUACAACCCCCAGGGCCAGUGCGAGUGGCACUACCAGCCCUGUGGGGCCCCCUGCCUGAGGACCUGCCGGAACCCCCGCGGCCAGUGCCUGCACGAUGUCCGCGGUCUGGAAGGCUGCUACCCCACGUGCCCAUCAGAGGCCCCUAUCUUCGACGAGGACCAGAUGCAAUGUGUGGCCUCAUGCCCAACCCCCACCCCACCGCCACCCUGUCGCGUCCAGGGCAAGUCCUACCGGCCAGGCUCUGCGGUGCCCUCGGACAAGAACUGCCUCUCCUGCAUUUGCACCGAGAGCGGCGUGCAGUGCACCUACGAUGCUGAGGCCUGUGUCUGCAUCUACGAUGGGAGGCGCUUCCGUCCCGGGGAGGUCAUCUACCACACGACAGAUGGCACAGGAGGCUGCAUCUCCGCCCGCUGUGGCACCAACGGCACCAUUGAGAGGAGGGUUGAUGCCUGCAGCCACACCCCCUCCACCCCCCAAACCACCUUCUCCUUCUCUACCCCCCCGCUCGUCGUGAGCUCGACGCUUCCUCCCGGCACGCACCCCAGCCCUUCUGAAAGAUCAGCACACACUCCGAGCACAGCCCUGGCCACCACCCCGGGCACAUCCCCCGGACCGACGCCUCCCACAGCCUCUGUCUCGCCCUCAACUCCGGUCCCCUGUGGGGAGGAGUGCCAGUGGUCGCUGUGGCUGGACGUCAGCCGUCCGGGACAGGGCAGAGACAGCGGUGACUUCGACACGUUGGAGAACCUCCGUGCCCACGGGUACCAGAUUUGCCAAGUGCCGAGGGCUGUAGAGUGCCGAGCUGAGCGUGCCCCCGACGUGCCGCUCGCAGUCUUGGGGCCGCACGUGGAGUGCAGCCCAACGGUGGGGCUGAUCUGUUACAACAGGAACCAGACCUCUGGGCACUGUGACAACUACCAGAUCAGGGUCCUGUGCUGCUCCCCCCGGGCCUGCGUCUCUAGCACCCCUCCUACAACCUUCAGCACAACUGAAACAGAGCCCAUGACAGGAACCCGCGGGGGUACAUCUCAAAAUACCUGUCCCAGGUACCUCUACACCUGUCCCAGGUACUACUAUACCUGCCCCAGGCACCUCGACAUCUGUCCCAGGUACAUCUACACCUGUCCCAGGUACCUCUAUAUCUGCCUGGGGUACCACUCCUUCUGCCCCGGGCACCUCUACACCUGCCCCAGGCACCUCUACACCUGCCCAAGGUACCUCUACAUCUGCCCCAGGUACCUCUACACCUGUCCCAGGCAUCUCUACACCUGCCCAAGGCACAUCUACAUCUGUCCCAGGUACCUCUACACCUGUCCCAGGUACCACUAUAUCUGCCUCAGGUACCACUCCUUCUGCCCCAGGCACCUCUACACCUGCCCAAGGUACCUCUACAUCUGUCCCAGCCAAGCGCCAGUUUCAACCACAGUUUCAACCACAACCUCUGUGUGGACCACAACCCUGGUGCCCACGGAGGUAACCUCAUCUGAGCCUAUCCCAGUCACCUGUUUACAAGAAUCAUGCACCUGGACUAAGUGGAUUGAUGGCAGCUACCCCGGGUCAGGAAGAAACAGUGGAGAUUUUGACACUUUUCAGAAUCUGAGAUCCAAAGGAUAUAAAUUCUGUGCAAACCCCAAGAAUGUGGAGUGCCGGGCUGAGUGGUUCCCCAACACCCCACUGCAGGCUCUGGGGCAAGACUUGAUCUGUGACAAAAAUGUGGGGCUGAUUUGCUGGAACAAGAAUCAGCAGCCCCCCAUCUGCUACAACUAUGAAAUCAGGAUCCUGUGCUGUGAGAUGAAGGACCAUUCUCCUACAACAAGCACAACCCCAGUUCGUACAACCUGUACAACCCCAGCUCCUACAACCAGCACAACCUCAGCUUCUACAACCAGCACAUCCUCAGCUCCUACAACCAGUGCAACCUCAGCUCCUACAACUGGCACCCCCACGUGCUACUGCAGUGUGGCCCACAGGCUCUACCGUGCAGGAUCUAUCAUUUACCAGGAGACCGACCUCUCCGGCCACUGCUAUUACUCCAUUUGCAACCUGGACUGCCACGUGGUCAGGCGGAGCGACCACACUUGUCCCACCAGCACGCCGCCUCCUGCCCCGACCCCCUCCCCACCCGUGUCCUCCCCUUCUACCUCCGCAUCUGUCACUCAGCAAGGAUGCCCAAAUGCAGUCCCCCCACGAACGAAAGGCGAAACCUGGGCCAUGCCCAACUGCUCUGAGGCCACCUGCGAGGGCAACGGGGUCAUCACUGUGAAACCACGCCACUGUCCGAAGGUGAAGGAGCCGACCUGCACCAACGGCUACCCCGCUGUGAAGGUGGCCGACCAGGAAGGCUGCUGCUCAAACUACGAGUGCCAGUGCGUGUGCAGCGGCUGGGGCGACCCGCACUACAUCACGUUCGACGGCACAUACUACCCGUUCUUGGACAACUGCACAUACGUGCUGGUGCAGCAGAUCGUGCCUGUGUUCGGGCACUUCCGGGUGCUGGUGGACAAUUACUUCUGCGACUCCGAGGACGGGCUGUCCUGCCCACAGUCCAUCAUCGUCGAGUACCAGCAGGACCGCGUUGUGCUGACCCGCAAGCCCGUCCGAGGGGUGAUGACCAACGAGAUCCUCUUCAACGGCGAGGUGGUCCAACCCGGAUUCCAGGAGGACGGCAUCGUGGUUUCCCAGCUGGGCAUCAGGAUGUACGUGACCGUCCCCGCCCUGGGCGUCCAGAUCAUGUUCAGCGGCCUCAUAUUCUCCGUGAGGGUGCCUUUCAGCACGUUCGCCAACAACACAGAGGGGCAGUGCGGCACCUGCACCAAUGACCAGAAGGAUGAGUGCCGCCUACCUGGGGGGGCGGUGGUGUCCUCCUGCUCUGAUAUGGCUGGCCACUGGAACGUGACAUACCCGGGUCAGCCAUCCUGCCACAGGCCUCCCCUGACGCCCACCACAGUUGAGCCCCGGACCCUGCCCACCUCGUCCCCACCUUCGCCAGUCUGCCAGCUAAUCCUGAGCGAGGUCUUCGAGCCAUGCCACGCGGUGAUCCCCCCGCAGCCUUACUAUCAAGGUUGUCUCUUUGACCACUGCCACAUGCCUGGCACGGACGUGCUGUGCUCCAGCCUGGAGCUGUACGCCGUCCUCUGUGCGUCCCACGGCGUGUGCAUCCACUGGCGGGACCAGACCAACCAUACGUGCUCCUUCACCUGCCCCGCGGACAAGGAGUACCGGUCCUGCGGCCCGUCCAGCCCUUCCUACUGUUACAUGAACGACAGCACCAGUGCCCUGGCCCUCUGGGAGGCCGGGCCCAUCACGGAAGGCUGUUUCUGCCCCGAAGGCACGGUGCUCUUCAGCUCGAGCUCGGAGGUCUGCGUGCCCGCCAACUGCAGCAGUUGCCUGGGGCCCCACGGGGAGCCUGUGGAGCCCGGCCGCACCAUCAGCGUGGACUGUCAGGAGUGCACCUGCGAGGGUAGCAGCCAGGCCAUGAGCUGCCAGGCUCGGCCCUGCCCCCCGCCCCCCGCCUGCCACGCGCCCGGCUUCGUGCCUGUGCCCGCGGCUCUGCAGACCGGCCAGUGCUGUCCCCAGUACAGCUGCGUCUGCAACACCAAGCACUGCCCCACGCCCGUGGACUGUCCGGAAGGCUCCCACUCCACCCUGACCUACGAGGAGGGGGCUUGCUGCCCCACGCAGAACUGCAACUGGACCCUCUGCAGCGUCAACGGCACCUUGUACCAGCCCGGCGCCAUCGUCUCCUCAAACCUGUGCGAAAAGUGUUGGUGCGAUUUGCCCGGCGGCCGCCAGUCGGACACGUUCACGAUCAGCUGUGAGACCCAGACGUGCGGCACCCGCUGCCCCGUGGGCUUCGUGUACCAGCCGCGGAGCGGGCAGUGCUGCGGACAGUGCGUGCAGGUGGCCUGUGUCAUGACCACCAGCGACAGCCCUGCCCAGCUCUUCUACCCCGGCGAGUCCUGGUCAGACCCCGGGAACCACUGUGUGACACACGCGUGUGAGAAGCACCAGGACGGGCUCGUGGUGGUGACCACGAAGAAGGCGUGUGCCCCGCUCAGCUGCUCUGUGGACGAGGCUCGGCUGAGCGAGGACGGCUGCUGCCUCUCCUGCCCCCCCCCCCCACCCCCGUGUCCCUCCCCAGGUUCGACCUGUGCCGUGUACCACAAGCUCCAGGUCCUCCAGCAGCGGGGCUGCAGCUCCACGGGGCCCGUGCGCCUCAGCUACUGCCAGGGCGACUGCGGGGACACCACCUCCAUGUACUCUCUGGAGGCCAACACCAUGGAGCACAAGUGCAGGUGCUGCCAGGAGCUGCGGGUUUCUCUGAGGAACGUGACCCUGCACUGCGAGGACGGCUCCAGCCGGGCCUUCAGCUACACAGAGGUGGACGAGUGUGGCUGUGUGGGCCUGCAGUGCGACUCCCACAGCGGCCUCGGCCACUCAGAGCAGGCGGAGCCGGAGCAGAGCCAGGGGACGGGGCCCAGGCGCCGGAGAAGAGGGGCCCCGGGGCCCCGGCCUCUGCAGUAG